AUGCAAGUGUCGUCUCUACUGAUUGCGAUAACACUCGCGACUGCACCGGUGCAAGCUUUCUAUCUUCCCGGUCUCGCGCCCACAUCCUUCGACCACGAUGACCUUGUCCCCCUGACUGUCAACCGCCUCACACCAGCUGUGUCACAACACGAUGAACAGAUUCACGCUGUAGUCGGGUACGACUACUAUCACCCUGCGUUCCGAUUUUGCCGGCCGGAAAAAGGGCCACAAUGGGUGCGAGAAUCAUUAGGAAGCAUCAUCUUCGGCGACCGUAUCCGCACAUCUCCAUUCAAGAUACAUAUGGGACGUAACGAGACGUGUAAAUCUCUUUGUGCCAGUAGGGACUUCGACGAGCGGGCGGCAAAAUUCGUGAACACCAGAAUCGAGCAGGCGUAUAAUAUCAACCUACUCAUUGAUGGUUUACCAGGCGCAGAGCUUCGGGAAGAUCCAUAUACUCACGAGAUCUAUGCGAGUCCAGGCUUCCCGCUAGGAAGAGUCAAAGAUGAUGGCACCAAAGUACUGCACAAUCACUGGGACAUCAUUGUGGACUAUCACCGGGCUGGCUUACGUGGAGGCAAGUACCGUGUAGUGGGUGUCUUGGUGGCACCGCGGUCAGAUGCAGACGCAAAAUACGUGUCCGAGGACAAGGCAGAGUGUGGCAGUGGUCGUGAACUGGUGCUGAACGAGAACGGAAACACGCCCGUGGCGUACACCUACAGCGUUUACUGGAGAGAAUCGGCGACGCCAUGGGCUACGCGUUGGGAUCAAUACCUGCAUGUGGAGGAUCCAAAGAUCCACUGGUUCUCCCUGAUCAACUCAACCAUAUUUGUCGUCUUUCUCCUGGGUAUGGUCAGCACGAUUCUGAUCCGCGCCCUCCGCAAGGAUAUUGCGCGAUACAAUCGGUUGGACAACAUCAACUUGGAUGACCUCUCCGGUACGUCGGCUGUGGGAGAGGAUGAUAUCCAGGAAGAUUCUGGAUGGAAGCUUGUGCACGGCGACAUUUUCCGCAGUCCCCGUCACGCUCUCCUUCUGAGUGUCUUCCUUGGCAACGGUGCCCAGCUGUUUUUCAUGGUGGGAUUCACGGUUCUCUUCGCCAUGCUCGGAUUCCUGUCACCAUCCAAUCGAGGUUUCCUCACAACCGUGGGUCUCUUGCUGUAUACCUUGUUCGGCUUCGUCGGAGGUUAUGUGUCGUCAAGAGCGUACAAGACAUUUGGGGGCGAGAAUUGGAAGCUCAACAUUGCAGCCACGCCGGCAUUGGUUCCGGGGAUCGUCUUCACCACCUUUUUCCUCAUGAACUUGUUCGUCUGGACCAAGGGCUCUAGCGGUGCAGUGCCGCUGUCAACGAUGCUAGCCAUAAUUGGGAUAUGGUUUGUUAUCAGCGUCCCGUUGAGUGUGGCAGGAAGCUGGGUUGGUUUCAAACAGCCAGGGAUCGAGCCCCCAACUCGCGUCAACCAGAUUCCUCGGCAGAUUCCACAAGUCUCGCGGUCGCUCAGCCUGUGGCCAUCAAUUUUGAUGACGGGGGUGCUUCCAUUCUGCGCCAUCUUCGUGGAGCUGUACUUCAUCAUGACUUCGCUCUGGACGAGCAAGAUCUACUACAUGUUUGGAUUUCUCUUCAUCUGCUACGGGCUGAUGUUACUGACGUCGGCCUGCACAACUGUAUUACUGGUUUACUUUAUGCUCUGCGCCGAAGAUUACCGGUGGCAAUGGCGAGCAUUUGCAGGCGCGGGAAUGACUGGCGGUUAUGUAUUCUUGAACGCACUGGGGUUCUGGGCGAUGAAGAUCUCGUUUGGCGGCUUGACGGGAACGGUACUGUACAUUGGCUACUCGGCGCUGAUUGCGUUUCUGGUCUUUUUGUUGAGUGGCACCAUUGGCUUCUUCGCGGCCUUUGUGUUCUCACAUCGCAUCUAUAGUUCGAUCAAGAUCGACUAG
Molecule: messenger RNA, 1929 nt
Organism: Cyphellophora europaea CBS 101466
Lineage: Eukaryota; Fungi; Ascomycota; Eurotiomycetes; Chaetothyriales; Cyphellophoraceae
Exons: 2
Coding region: 1-1929 (642 amino acids)
Biological process (GO): protein localization to membrane; vacuolar transport
Cellular component (GO): fungal-type vacuole membrane; endosome
Source: RefSeq, a predicted model, not a curated record